GUGGUAUUUUGUACUGCACCCACCAGGAGCAUACACGGCCGCUGCAGAAACAGCUCGGUCUCUUCUGCCCUGUCACCACCGGGACCGGCUGUCCUCAGAGGCAGUGCUCACCGCAGUAAACCCUAACACGUGAAGACCAACCGACAGCGGCCAAAAUGGUGAACUUCACCGUGGACCAGAUCCGAGCGAUCAUGGACAAAAAGUCCAACAUCAGGAACAUGUCUGUGAUUGCUCACGUGGAUCAUGGCAAAUCCACUCUCACCGACUCUCUGGUGUCGAAGGCUGGAAUCAUUGCCUCGGCCCGAGCUGGAGAGACGCGCUUCACAGACACUAGAAAAGACGAGCAAGAGCGCUGCAUCACCAUCAAGUCCACGGCUAUUUCUAUGUACUAUGAACUUGGGGACAAUGACAUGGCAUUUAUCAAACAGAGUAAAGAUGGAAAUGGCUUCUUAAUUAACCUGAUUGAUUCCCCGGGCCAUGUGGACUUCUCCUCUGAGGUGACAGCAGCUCUCAGAGUCACUGAUGGAGCCUUGGUGGUGGUGGACUGUGUCUCAGGCGUGUGUGUGCAGACAGAAACGGUCCUGCGCCAGGCCAUAGCUGAGCGCAUCAAACCAGUUCUGAUGAUGAACAAGAUGGACCGGGCCUUGUUAGAGCUCCAGCUUGAGCCAGAUGAACUCUAUUCAACAUUUCAGAGAAUUGUAGAGAAUGUAAACGUCAUUAUCUCUACCUAUGGAGAGGAUGAGGGAGGACCCAUGGGAAGCAUCAUGAUUGACCCAGUUAUUGGAACAGUUGGUUUUGGCUCUGGACUGCACGGCUGGGCCUUCACCCUGAAGCAGUUUGCUGAGAUGUAUGUGGCAAAAUUUGCUUCUAAAGGUGCUUCUAAAAUGAGCCCUGCAGACAGGUGCAAGAAGGUGGAGGACAUGAUGAAGAAACUGUGGGGAGACAAAUACUUUGAUCCAAGUACUGGAAAAUUUAGCAAAACUGCCACAGGUCCUAAUGGACAGAAAUAUCCACGUACCUUCUGCCAACUGGUGCUUGACCCUAUUUUUAAGGUAUUUGAUGCCAUCAUGAAUUUCAAAAAAGAGGAAACAGCCAAACUAAUUGAUAAGUUAGAUGUCAAACUUGAUGCUGAGGACAAGGAGAAAGAAGGGAAGCCUCUACUAAAAGCUGUAAUGCGGCGCUGGCUUCCAGCAGGUGAAGCUCUCCUACAGAUGAUCACUAUUCACUUGCCCUCUCCAGUGACGGCUCAGAAGUACCGUUGUGAACUGCUCUAUGAAGGCCCAGGGGAUGAUGAGGCUGCCAUGGGUAUCAAAAACUGUGAUCCCAAGGCUCCUCUGAUGAUGUACAUUUCCAAAAUGGUUCCCACCAGUGACAAGGGGCGCUUUUACGCCUUUGGCCGAGUGUUUUCUGGCAUUGUGUCCACAGGCCAAAAGGUGCGCAUCAUGGGGCCCAACUUCAGCCCAGGCAAGAAGGAGGACCUUUAUCUUAAACCAAUUCAGAGGACAAUUCUCAUGAUGGGUCGCUAUGUAGAGCCAAUUGAGGAUGUCCCAUGUGGUAACAUUGUAGGUCUUGUGGGAGUAGACCAGUUCCUGGUUAAGACUGGGACAAUAACCACAUACGAACAGGCCCACAACAUGCGAGUUAUGAAGUUCAGUGUAAGUCCUGUGGUCAGAGUGGCAGUAGAGGCCAAAAACCCAGCGGAUCUGCCUAAACUGGUGGAGGGGCUGAAGCGCCUGGCCAAGUCUGACCCAAUGGUGCAGUGUAUUAUUGAAGAAUCUGGGGAGCACAUCAUCGCUGGAGCAGGAGAGCUGCACCUGGAGAUUUGCCUGAAGGACCUGGAGGAGGAUCAUGCCUGCAUUCCACUGAAGAAAUCAGAUCCAGUUGUAUCUUAUAGAGAAACUGUAAGUGAAGAAUCGGAUCAACUGUGCUUAUCAAAGUCCCCAAACAAGCACAACCGACUCUUCAUGAAAGCUCGCCCCUUCCCAGACGGCUUGGCUGAGGACAUUGAGAAAGGUGACGUCUCAGCCCGCCAGGAGCUCAAGACCCGCGCGCGUUACCUUGCCGACAAGUACGAGUGGGAUGUGACAGAAGCCAGAAAGAUCUGGUGCUUUGGUCCAGAUGGAAGCGGGCCCAACCUGCUCAUAGACGUGACAAAGGGUGUUCAGUACCUCAAUGAAAUUAAGGACAGUGUGGUAGCUGGUUUUCAGUGGGCGACAAAAGAGGGAGCUCUGUGUGAGGAGAAUAUGCGAGCCAUUCGUUUUGACAUUCAUGAUGUGACACUACAUGCAGAUGCUAUCCAUCGUGGAGGUGGACAGAUCAUUCCCACUGCUCGCAGGGUUUUGUAUGCCUGUCAGCUCACUGCACAACCCAGAAUCAUGGAGCCUGUUUACCUGGUGGAGAUACAGUGUCCAGAGCAAGUGGUUGGCGGCAUUUAUGGUGUGUUGAACAGGAAACGAGGCCAUGUAUUUGAAGAAUCCCAAGUGAUGGGCACCCCCAUGUUUGUGGUUAAAGCUUACCUGCCCGUCAAUGAAUCCUUUGGCUUCACUGCAGACCUGCGCAGUAACACUGGUGGACAGGCCUUCCCUCAGUGUGUGUUUGACCACUGGCAGAUCCUCCAGGGAGACCCCAACGAUCCUGCAACCAGACCCUCACAGGUUGUCAAUGAAAUCAGGAAGCGUAAAGGUCUCAAAGAGGGUAUUCCUGCUCUUGACAAUUACUUGGACAAAUUGUAAUCACUGUUCCCAGAUAAAAUGCCAAAUCUAUCUGUAAACCCUAUCCCAUGGGCACUUUUUUGCACAAGCCUAAGAAUACAUCGCACACAUUCUUUUGACUUGUUAGAAACAGAUAUAGAAUUGUUAGAUGGUUAAUUUCAUGGCUACAGUACACUAAGUGCCUAGGGCCAGGGUUUUGCAGGAUUGGAGUAGAACAUUGUAUUAUCGCUUUCCUAAUUCAUUCUCUCUGAAUCAUUGGCCAGAUUGGGCCUGUAAAGUGCACUGUGACAUAGCUGCAAUAUUUCUCAUUAAUAAAAUGUCAUGUACAAAAAACAUUCAAUCACAAUCUGGAGUACACAUUAUUACAACUGAACUGCACUUUUGUUUUGUGUAUGUAACAAAUAAACACAUCAAACCAAA
Molecule: messenger RNA, 3131 nt
Organism: Periophthalmus magnuspinnatus
Lineage: Eukaryota; Metazoa; Chordata; Actinopteri; Gobiiformes; Gobiidae
Product: elongation factor 2
Exons: 14
Coding region: 156-2732 (858 amino acids)
Biological process (GO): translational elongation
Cellular component (GO): cytosol; ribonucleoprotein complex
Molecular function (GO): ribosome binding; GTP binding; translation elongation factor activity
Source: RefSeq, a predicted model, not a curated record